GCGAGGGGAAGCUGAUCUCGAUAUCGAGACAUUUCUCCCUCGCCCCCCCGUCACGUGACAUAAUUACCACUCGAAUCAAUCAAGAUGAAUUGCACGUCAGCACGCGGUGGGAUUCUUUCCCCCUUCUGCGGGGCUGCUCCUGCCCAAAGCCUCUCCUCGUGCAGCUAGAUGGGGAUUCUGGGGCUCCCAUGCGCCCGGCUUGGCUGCUGCUGCUGCCUGCUCGCGAUCGCCCGAAGGCAGCGGCAGCAGCAGCAGCAGCAGCAGGAAGGAGGGGAGACAUGAGCGACUUUGACGAUUGCGGCAGCCACGGGGCCUCCAGCAUGUACCUCCCCGGGUGUGCCGCCGCCGCCGCCGCCGCCGCCUAUUACGUGUCCCCCUCGGAUUUCUCCAGCAAGAGCCCGUUCCUGCCCCAGUCGCCUUCCUGUCAAAUGACUUUCCCCUACGCCUCCAACCUGCCUCCCCAUGUGCAACCGGUGCGCGAAGUGGCGGCGUUCCGGGACUACGCGGGCGGCGGCGGCGGCGGCGGCGGCGGGGGAGGCGGCGGCGCCGGCGGGGGCGGCAAGUGGCCCUACCGGGGCAGCUACGCGCCCAGCUACUACGACGAGGUGAUGCACGCCAGGGACUUCCUGCCGCCGGCCUCCCGCAGGAGCGACGUGCUCUUCAAGAGCGACCCCGCGUGCGGCGCCCACCACGGGGCCGCGGCCGCCGCUGCCGCCGCCGCCGCCGCCGCCGCCGCCAACUUCUACGGCGCGGUGGGCAGGAACGGCAUCCUCCCGCAAGGCUUCGACCAGUUUUACGAGACGUCCAACGGCGGAGGGGCACCGUACCCGGAGCAGCCGCCACAGGGCGACAAGGGCGACGACCUCAAGCCCCCGAGCAGCGCCUGCAGCAAGAGCUCGCCCCUGCCCAGCCAAGAGCAGAAAGUGGCGAGCGAGGGCGGCGCGGCGGGGUCCCCUUCGGGGCAGGCCGGGCCCGAGAAGAGCAACAGUGCAGCACUUCCCCAGCGGUCCCGGAAAAAGAGAUGCCCUUACACCAAAUACCAGAUCAGAGAACUGGAACGGGAGUUUUUCUUCAACGUGUACAUAAACAAGGAGAAAAGACUCCAGUUGUCUAGAAUGCUGAACCUCACGGAUCGACAAGUUAAAAUAUGGUUCCAAAAUCGACGGAUGAAAGAAAAGAAACUGAACAGGGAUCGUCUGCAAUAUUUUACGGGGAACCCCUUGUUUUGAGAGGACAAACGGGGAGGGGGGGAGAGAGGCGGGCAAGGCAGGAAAGGUCCCCCUUUCCGUCCAACCUGUCAUCUGAUUGCAAACAUCAAGAGGUUUACAGGACAUCCGCCCUGCGGACAAAGCAAG
Elgaria multicarinata webbii is the source of this 1355-nucleotide messenger RNA. RefSeq names its product homeobox D11 (gene HOXD11). Gene Ontology annotation, molecular function: RNA polymerase II cis-regulatory region sequence-specific DNA binding; DNA-binding transcription factor activity, RNA polymerase II-specific. The record is from RefSeq and is a predicted model, not a curated record. The coding region runs from base 189 to 1229 and encodes 346 amino acids. Lineage: Eukaryota; Metazoa; Chordata; Lepidosauria; Squamata; Anguidae. Gene Ontology annotation, biological process: regulation of transcription by RNA polymerase II; anatomical structure development. The transcript is spliced from 2 exons. Gene Ontology annotation, cellular component: nucleus.